This is a messenger RNA of Drosophila suzukii, 1461 nucleotides long. The record is from RefSeq and is a predicted model, not a curated record. NCBI's taxonomy places the organism in Eukaryota, Metazoa, Arthropoda, Insecta, Diptera, Drosophilidae.
UAGGGAAGAUCUGAAACAAGCGAGUUGGUAACAUUGUUGAAUAGAAAAAGCUCUUGAAAUAAACGCACAAUUUACAUAGAUGACGGCUAAGCAAUGUUUUAAAUAAAACCAGUGGAUUCGCGAAGUUGCAUAUUUACUCCUGCUUCCUGAGCAAACAUUGGCGCCCCCGGGUGGACUCACUGGUUCUUGGCCGCAUUCUCGUCGGCACCCAUAGAGAGGUGCAAUAGAACGUCGUCUUUCGUCGCUGGAGCACCCGGAGAGGGGUGAGCCCCAUACAUCAUCGUAGAGGGAGCGCACAUCGGCUGCGUCCCUAACCUCCAUUUCGUCACAGGAGAGCAUCAGCGGGCUUCAACCUAACCUCGUCGGAAACACCGAGAAGUACAGCGAUCCGUAUUGUAUAUGGUAAAGUGGCCUACAUUUGUUGGGCGGCGCGGCCCGCUCGAUCGACUGUACUGCGACAAUGCAACCAAUUUUGUUGGUUCCUCACGGCUGCUUCAGGAGAUGGCCUCCGAUGUCCGCAGCACACUGGGAACGUACGGCGUCCAUCACCAGGUUGAGUUCGUCUUCAUUCCGCCCCUUUCGCCUCAUUUCGGGGGCCUAUGGGAGGCCGCCGUCAAGUCCGCCAAACACCUCUUUUUGAGGGCCGUCGGACACGCCUUGCUGAAGGAGGACGAAGUCCAGACGAUCCUGGUUGAAGUGGAAGCAGUGCUUAACUCGCGUCCGCUAGUAGCUGACAGCAGCAACCCUAACGACGGAGAGGCUAUUACUCCAGCCCACAUUCUGGUAGGCACCACGCUCGCUGCUCUACCCCCAGGAUCGGCACCUCCUCAUCCGGACGACGACCUAACUCAUCUACAACGCUGGCAGCUUAUAUCAGCCAUCAAGCGACGGUUUUGGCGAGACUGGUCCCGUGACUACAUAGCUGGGCUGCAGCAAAGAGUUAAGUGGACAAAGGAAUCGGCCAACCUUCUACCAGGAACCAUCGUCGUCAUCAAAGAGGACAAUUUACCGCCCCAGAAGUGGCUGCUCGGCAGAGUCACCGAAGUAACGCACGGAUCGGAUGGCAAGGUGCGCGUUGCUCUAGUAAAAACCAAGCAAGGCGUAUACAAACGCUCAGUACAUCAUCUGGCACCUCUUCCCAUUAAUUGAAGGCCUACAGCGCUUCAACGCGGGCGAUGUUUGGUCAUCUCACUGUUUGUUUUGUUUUCUAUGGUCGUUGCGAUGCCGACUGUCGAAAGCUGCGAGCAGGGGCGUAGCACAGCUGAUAAUCGCUAAUAAAUUACCCCCUACAAGUCGGCAAGCAACGAUCAUACAACAAAAUACCAGAUUAAAAAACUACUAGAUUACCAUAAAAUACUAACUCUAGAUACCAAUGUAAUAGGGAAGAUCUGAAACAAGCGAGUUGGUAACAUUGUUGAAUAGAAAAAGCUCUUGAAAUAAACGCACAAUUUACAUAGAUGA